GAAUUUCUUAGCCACGACGUGUACGAUCUUUUGAGGAUUAUGCCAUAUUACCGUCUUAAAGAUCUUAUAAAGGCCAUACGUGCCUGCAAGACUGCUGCCGAUGAAAGAGCGGUCAUCCAGAAAGAAUCGGCUGCCAUUCGUACCAGUUUUAAAGAAGAAAAUAAUGACGCUCGUCAUUCAAAUGUAGCCAAAUUACUUUAUAUACAUAUGCUUGGCUAUCCAGCUCACUUUGGCCAAAUCGAAUGUUUAAAAUUAGUAGCGUCGAAUCGAUUUGCGGAUAAAAGGCUAGGCUAUUUAGGAAUCAUGCUUUUAUUGGACGAAAACCAAGAAGUGCUGACAUUAGUCACGAAUUCUUUGAAAAACGAUAUGAACCAUUCCAAUAUGUAUAUUGUUGGUUUAGCAUUAUGCACUUUAGGAAAUAUAUCAUCUCCCGAAAUGGCGCGUGAUUUAUGUGCAGAAGUUGAAAAAUUACUAGGUAGCACCAACACAUAUAUCCGAAAGAAGGCUGCAUUGUGUGCGAUGCGAAUCAUUCGUAAAGUUUCUGAUCUACAAGAAAAUUUUUUGAAUAGGGCAAAAAAUAAUUUGAAUGAUAGAAAUCAUGGCGUACUGUUAACAGCGAUUACUCUUAUCAUUGAGAUGUGCUAUAAAAAUCCAGAAACUACGGUUCCGUUAUUGGUUAGACAUUUGAAAACAUUGGUUUCAGCUGGAUUUUCACAAGAGCACGAUGUAACAGGUGUCACAGAUCCGUUUUUGCAGGUUAAAAUAUUGAGGCUCUUACGAAUUUUAGGUAAAGGUGAUGCUGAAGCAAGUGAAGCAAUGAAUGAUAUUCUUGCUCAGGUUGCUACAAAUACUGAAUCAUCAAAAAAUGUUGGUAAUUCGAUAUUGUAUGAAACUGUACAAACUAUUAUGGAAAUCCAAUCUGAAAGUGGCCUUCGUGUUUUAGCCAUUAAUAUUCUUGGCAAAUUUUUAACAAACAGAGAUAAUAAUAUUAGAUAUGUCGCAUUGACCACACUUAAUAAGACGGUAGCGAUAGACACAAAUGCAGUUCAACGUCAUAGAAAUAUCAUCCUUGACUGUUUGCGAGAUGGUGAUAUCUCUAUACGACGUCGAGCAUUGGAGCUUUCAUUUGCAUUAAUUAACGAGUCAAAUGUUAGAGUGUUAACACGCGAGUUAUUGGCCUUUUUGGAAGUUGCCGAUAAUGAAUUUAAACAGGGAAUGACAACAAAAAUUUGCUUGGCUGCUGAUAGAUUCGCUCCUAAUAAACGAUGGCACAUUGAUACAGUGUUACGUGUUUUGAAACUGGCAGGAAACUAUGUUCGUGAAGAAAUUUUAUCAAAUUUUAUUCGUCUGAUUGCCCAGACGGCCGAUUUAAAUGCAUAUACGGCCCAAAAAUUAUAUGCAUCGUUAAAAUCUGACAUUUCACAGGAAUCAUUAACUUUAGCUGGUGUAUGGGUAAUUGGAGAAUAUGGUGAUAUAUUGAUAAAAGGCGGCAACUUUGAAGAGGAAGAACUUGUCAAGGAGGUUACCGAAUCAGAUGUUAUUGAUCUUCUGGAGUCAAUUCUUGCCGGACCUUAUGCUAACCAAGUAACUCGGGAAUAUGUUCUUACUGCACUUAUGAAAUUGACUUCACGAUUCACGUCAAUAUCGUCCAUUCAACGUAUUCAAGCUUAUAUUGAAAAAUAUAAUACUAGUAUUGAAGUAGAGAUUCAACAACGUGCUGUUGAAUAUGGCAACCUGUUUAAAUUUGAAUCGAUCCGGCCGGCAGUUUUGGAAAGAAUGCCGAUUCCUGAAGUCAAAGAAGAAGUUGUUCGUCCAACCGAAGAUACGGGUUCACUUUUAGAUGAUAUCGGUGCUAGUAGUUCAAAUGGUGGCAUAGAUACACUUGUAGAUUUUGGUGGAAACAAUCCAGUUCAAUCUAAACAACAUGCUCCUGAAAACAAUCAAUCCACUGUAGACAUUCUGGCUGACAUAUUCGGUAGUGGUUCUACAACAACAACAACCACUACUCCUCCAGUGACACCUGCAGGUAUAAGACAUGCUCCUGAAAACAAUAAACCCAACGUAGACAUUCUGGCUGACAUAUUCGGUAGUGACCAAUACGUAGCAUAUAACAAGAAUGGAUUCAAAAUUACUUUAAAUCCUUCUAAAGACCCAACCAAUUCUAAUAUUCUUAACAUUGAAGUUACUUUUCAUAACAUCGGUGUAGGUGUAACUAUACAAAACCUUUUAUUCCAGGCGGCUGUUCCAAAGACUCAGAAACUACAAAUGCAACCACCUUCAUCGACUUCUAUUUUACCCGGUGCUACAACACAACAAAUAAUUCGUGUUGCUAAUCCUCAAAAGUCGAACGUUAGGUUACGACUUAGGAUAGUAUAUUCUACUCCUACGGGAGCUAAAGUAGAUGAAAUUGCCGAAUUUAAUGGAUUUCCACAAGAAUUUUGUAUACAACACAUUCAACUUGCUGUGAUAUCUUUAUCAAAUUUGUAA
Messenger RNA from Dentiscutata erythropus, 2487 nucleotides. NCBI's taxonomy places the organism in Eukaryota, Fungi, Glomeromycota, Glomeromycetes, Diversisporales, Gigasporaceae. The record is from the annotation of a GenBank genome assembly.